Molecule: messenger RNA, 848 nt
Organism: Phascolarctos cinereus (koala)
Lineage: Eukaryota; Metazoa; Chordata; Mammalia; Diprotodontia; Phascolarctidae
Product: H-2 class II histocompatibility antigen, E-S beta chain
Biological process (GO): antigen processing and presentation; immune response
Cellular component (GO): membrane; MHC class II protein complex
Source: RefSeq, a predicted model, not a curated record
AUGCAUUCGAGGAGGUGUCCAUCAGGGCUGACUCGCCCCUGGGGUGUACCCCCAGAGUACUUCACGAGGCUGUUAAAGUUCGAGUGUUACUUUGAGAACGGGACGGAGCACGUGCGGUAUGUGGAGAGACACAUCCACAACCGGGAGGAGCUCAUGCGCUUUGACAGCGACGUGGGAGAGUAUGUGGUGCUGAUGGAGCUGGGGCUGCGCGAAGCUGAGCAUAGGAACAGUCAGAGAGAGAUCCUGGAGAACGAACGGGCAGUGGUGGACACUUACUGCAGGCCCAACUACGAGGCUGCUGAGAUCUUCUUACUGGGCAGGAGCUUUGAGCCCGAGGUGAUUGUGUAUCCAUCAAAGAUGGCUCCUCUGGGACACCACAACCUGCUUGUCUGCUCUGUCAGUGGUUACUAUCCUGGGAACAUUGAGGUCAGGUCGUUACUGAAUGGGCAGGAGGAGACAGCUGGGGUUGUGUCCACAGGCCUGAUCAGCAAUGGAGACUGGACUUACCAGAUCCUGGUGAUGCUGGAAAUGACCCCCAAGCGUGGAGAUGUCUACACCUGCCAAGUGGAGCACUCCAGCCUUCAAAGACCUGCCAUCUUGGACUGGAAAGCACAGUCUGAAUCUGCCCAGAAUAAAAUGCUGAGUAGAGUCGGGGGCCUCCUGCUGGGCCUGAUGUUCUUUGGGGUUGGCCUCAUUGUCCACAACAGGAGUCAGAAAGGAAGUCAUGGUUCACAACCAACAGGGCUCCUGAGCUGAUCCCUGAGCCUGUGUCACCUGGAACUGUUGCCUCCCUUCCACAUUUGGAAGCCUCUGUUUAUGCCCAGAUCUCUAGGAGAUUAACCCUACUG